Molecule: messenger RNA, 2259 nt
Organism: Rhizophagus irregularis DAOM 181602=DAOM 197198
Lineage: Eukaryota; Fungi; Glomeromycota; Glomeromycetes; Glomerales; Glomeraceae
Biological process (GO): protein dephosphorylation
Cellular component (GO): protein phosphatase type 2A complex; cytoplasm
Molecular function (GO): protein binding; protein phosphatase regulator activity
Source: RefSeq, a predicted model, not a curated record
UAUAAAUUAUAGCUAAUCUCGUUCAUUUAAUUUCAUUUUUUUACGAUAUUAAAGUAUCUAUUUAUUUUUUGAACUAAUCUAACAAUGAACACCGAUAUUGAUAAUGAAGAUAGCUUGUAUCCUAUUGCAGUUUUACUGGAUGAGUUAAGGGCUGACGAUGUUAAUUUUCGUUUAAAUGCCAUCAGACGUCUUUCAACUAUCGCCUUAGCACUAGGUGUUCAAAGAACUCGGGAUGAGCUUAUACCAUUUCUUGAUGAAUCCAUCGAUGAUGAAGACGAAGUACUUUUAGCAUUAGCAGAAGAACUUGGCAAUUUUGUAGAAUAUGUUGGCGGUAAAGAUCACGCGCAUAUUAUACUUGGACCACUGGAAAAUUUGGCUGCCGUCGAAGAGACUCUUGUUAGAGACAAGGCUGUCGAAUCUUUGACCAAGGUUGCAAUAGUUCUCUCUCAACAACAAAUUGAAGAAUAUUACAUACCGCUUAUUAAACGCUUAGGUAGUGGAGAUUGGUUUACCAGUCGUACUAGCGCUUGCGGGUUGUAUGCAGCAGCAUACCAAACUGCAACUCCAUCUUCACAGGAUGAAUUACGAUCAAUGUUCAAACAACUAUGCCAGGAUGAUACGCCAAUGGUUAGAAGGGCUGCUGCUGCUAACCUAGGUAAAUUUGCGAAAAAAAUUCCAAAAGAGCAGGUUGUUUUGGAUAUUAUUCCAUUAUUUAGUAAGCUUGCACAAGAUGAACAAGAUUCUGUGCGUUUACUGACCGUUGAGGAUUUAGUUGCAAUUGCUGAAAUUCUUACUAAAGAAGAAAGCAAAACCUAUCUUUUGCAAACUUUAAGAAGUAUGGUUUCAGAUAAAAGCUGGAGAGUUAGAUAUAUGAUAGCCGAAAAUUUCGUCAAGAUAGCAAAAGCUGUUGGUGAAGAAGUAACGCGCGAUGAUUUAGUAUUAGCAUUCGUUCAUUUGCUUAAAGAUAAUGAAGCAGAAGUAAGAACAGCCGCAUCUGGCCAAGUUCCAGGAUUUGCACAAAAUAUCGAUAAACAAACAAUUUUAUUACACAUUUUACCAUGCGUUAAGGAUUUAGUUACUGAUACAUCACAACACGUUCGAGCAAGUUUAGCCACUCAAAUUAGUGGAUUGGCGCCUAUUUUAGGCAAAGAAGCUACAACCGAACAUUUGUUGCCGUUAUUUUUGCAACUUCUGAAGGAUGAAUUCCCAGAUGUUAGAUUAAAUAUUAUAUCAAAAUUGGAACAAGUAAAUGAAGUUAUCGGAAUUGAGCUUUUAUCGCAGAAUCUUCUUCCAGCUAUAGUUGAAUUAGCAGAAGAUAAGCAAUGGCGCGUCCGUCUUGCAAUUAUCGAUUAUAUUCCUUUACUUGCUAGCCAAUUAGGCGUUGCAUUUUUUGACGAAAAGUUAGGAAAUUUGUGUAUGUCUUGGUUGGGAGAUAAUGUUUAUUCUAUUCGUGAAGCCGCAACGGUUAAUUUGAAAAAAUUGACUGAAGUAUUUGGAGUCGAAUGGGCAAAGACUACAAUUAUACCAAAAGUGCUAGCAAUGGGAAAUCACCCAAAUUACUUAUAUAGAAUGACGACUAUUUUUGCUAUCACGACAAUGGCUCCUGCCGUUACUCCAGAAGUGAUCAGAGAUUAUAUUCUUCCUACAGUGAAUAAUUUAGUUUCUGAUCCUAUUCCUAAUAUUCGAUUUAAUGUGGCUAAAUCCUAUGAAGUCUUAAUACCUGUUCUUAAACAGAGUCAAGAAACCGUAGUACUUUUAGAUGCACAAGUAAAGCCCGCAUUGGAUAAAUUACGAGAGGAUUCAGAUGCAGAUGUCAAAUAUUUUGCCGAAAAGGCAUUACUUGCGGGCUAUCAAUAAGUGUUUGCUAUAAAAGUGCUUCCAUUGUUAUUUAUAGGAAUCAAAAGGUUAUCAUACUCUUAUUUUUAUUUUCAUUUGUAACUAUAGAAAAAAAUUUCAAUUAAUUUCUUUUGCAUGGAAAGUUUGGAAAUGGGUGUUAAGAAAUUUGCAAAUGGAUAGAACGUGCAAACAUAUAUUUAUGUUUAUUAUGAAAGGCGAACUUAAUGGUUUAAUAAUAAUAUAUAUUAUUGGAAGUGAUUUUCAAGUUGCUAAAUUAUAUAUAAAUAUAUAAUUUUCGGUCUUUAAAAGUUUUAAUGUGCAAAAAAUUAUUUAUAAUAACUUUGAUUAACAUAAAUUUAAAAUUUUUAACCAUAUAGUAACAUAUUUUAUAGAUAAAUCUUUAUUGUAAAUUGUAAUAAAAAC